This is a messenger RNA of Plasmodium relictum, 591 nucleotides long. RefSeq names its product 50S ribosomal protein L9, apicoplast, putative. NCBI's taxonomy places the organism in Eukaryota, Apicomplexa, Aconoidasida, Haemosporida, Plasmodiidae. The transcript has 3 exons. Gene Ontology annotation, biological process: translation. The coding region runs from base 1 to 591 and encodes 196 amino acids. The record is from RefSeq and is a predicted model, not a curated record. Gene Ontology annotation, molecular function: structural constituent of ribosome. Gene Ontology annotation, cellular component: mitochondrion; ribosome.
AUGCAUUCUGCUUUUUUCUUUUUUCUUUUUUUUUAUUCGUUAUUCUUGCGUUUAUUAUUAAAUGGAUAUUUAAUAAAUAACGUAAAAAAAUCAAAUUGUGUAUUAUAUGCGACAAAAAAAAAAAACAAAAAAAAGGAGAAAUUAGUUCACAUCACUGUAAGUAGUGAUAAUGAUAUAGGAAAAAAAGGAGAAAUAAAAAAAGUAAAAUUAUCUCAUGCUUUUAAUUACAUUAUACCUCAAAAACUUGGUUAUCGAAGUACCCCCGAUGAAUUAAUAGAAAAGGAGAUAAAAGAAAACACACUCAGAUAUAUAGAUGAAAUAAAAACUAGUUUUAUGUGGAAUUAUAAAAAAAAAUUGAAUAAUUCAAUUAUUGUUUUUUAUUUUGACAAAGACGAAAAAUUUGUUGUCACUCAGGAAGAUGUAUUAGAUUAUUUUUUAACAAGAGGAUUAAUAAGAGAAAAUGAUGAUAUGUAUGAAAAAAUAAAAAAUAAAAAAAUAAAAAUCUCAGAUUUUGGUAGCUAUCCUAUAAAAUAUUCUUUUAUAAAAAAUAUAAAUAUUGACAUUACUAUUCAUAUAAUUAAAAAUAUAUAA